UUUAGUCCGUGACGGGUAUCGGAUCCGAGUUGUGUCCCGAGAGAGCAAGUGGUGAAUCGUUUGUAGUGUUUUCAACGUUUUGAAUUGAGUGAUUUGGUUUGGUUUCGUGUUACUUCGUUCCUCACUGACCAGCAGCGUUAAUUCAGUUAGCAGAAGAUGGCCGCUGGAUGUUGUGGAACUAAAAAGCAGAAGAUGAAUAAUUCGCUGAGUAUACCGUGCAACGGAACGUCCUCCCAUCAAAACGGAUUAAAAAAUGGAAUCAUCGCUCAUCCGGAAAUGUGCUUUUUCUGCUUUGACGUUCUAUACUGCCAAUUACAUCAACUUGAUCCUCCAAAAACGCCCAACUUUAGCAACGAUGCAUUCCCAUUAUUUGUGACUUGGGCUAUCGGAAAGGACAAACGAUUGAGGGGCUGCAUUGGUACGUUCAACGCGAUGCAUCUCCACGCAGGUCUCCGUGAAUAUGCCGCCACAAGUGCUUUCAAGGAUUCUCGUUUUAAUCCAAUAAGCCGAGACGAACUCCCUCGGCUCCACGUCAGCGUCUCGAUUCUUCGUCACUUUGAAGAUGGCGCAAAUUAUUUGGAUUGGGAGGUCGGAGUUCAUGGAAUUCGAAUAGAAUUCCGUAAUGAAAAUGGCAACAAACGCACUGCCACUUACUUGCCCGAAGUAGCAACUGAACAAGGCUGGGACCAAAUACAAACCAUUGACUCCCUCCUGCGCAAAGGUGGUUUCAGGGGAGUGGUUACACCUGAAAUAAGAAGAAAUUUAAAGCUAACUCGUUACAGGAGUGAAAAAGUUUCUGUGAGCUAUCAAGACUACAUGAAUCAUUGGCAUAGCCAACAAUGCUAGCAGCUGGCCCGGAGUCCCUCCGAGGGACUCCCGCCUCGAUAUCAACCUACCAUGGAUUAUGAGUAUCAGAAUUCUGAUCCAGGUUAUCACCGCACCAACACUCAACGCGGUUACUCGCAGCAAACCCAAUACAAUCGGACAACGAUUCCUCAGCACACAUUAGUUAUGGUACAACCCAACAACCAUCCUUCCUCCAUUCAUCCUCUUCCACAGUCACAAGUUCCUCCCGUAUUAAUUCCCGUCCGGAAUUAUCCACCAUUUUGGUGGAACAGUCCCGCUCCUCUCUUCCAGUUACCCCAAUCUCAGCCUCAACCUCAGCUCCAAUCUCAGCAUCACGUACAACCUCUCAGUGAUUUUCAUUACCAGUCACACGAUACCUAUGAUCAUGGUGUUCGUAAACGUAAAUGACACCAGAAGCUGCAGUUAUUGCGAACAGCUUUUCACUGUUUGAAAUGGUGCCUGUUAUACUUUGUCUGCUUUAGCAUACAUAGUCUGCCACUUAUGAUACCGUAUAGUCCUCCCUAAUCGGACUUCUGUACAAUAAGAGAUUUACUUACAUGGGCUAAUUGUUUUUUUAUUUUAUUUAUUUUUUUUUUCUUUUUUUUCUCUAUCAAGUUUUUUUUCAUCAGCAUUUUUCAAAAUCUCUGUCGUAUUCUCUAUAGGUCGAUAUGCAAUAUUUGCUCUUACCUUUUAGAAAUAGCCUUUGUAGAAUCUGCAAGUAAAAUUUUCAAUCUUUGAACGAUAGGAAUCUUUCUUCAGAAUCUCCUUGAUCUGAAAUAAAAAUUUUUCAUUUGUAGAUUUCUUGAUUAGAGUAAAUAUUUUGAAAAUAAUGUGUGUAUAUACAUAUACAUAUAUAUCUACAUUAUUUUAUUAAAAAAAAAUUAAUAAAAUGAAUAAAAACUUGAAAAAUUAAUUGAUAAUCAUAAUAAAGCUGUUGAAAAUAUUAGACAGCUCAGUAAUCUCUUUUUAGAAUAUAAAAAAAAAAAUCAUAUUUUUUUUUCAAAUAUAAGUGAAAAAUGAUGGGAAAUAAUGAUUUCGCUUGUACAAAAUGAUAUGAAACCUUCAAAGUGUCUCGAUACCUUGUGCCGAGUUACUUAUUAUGUUUCCAAUUUCCGUCGGUAUGUGAAUACAAUCUAAUUGAGUAAAAAAAAUUGUAUCACACGUCUUAUAGAUCCAUAUCAAGUACAUACCUAUUUUGAGUUUAUUUCCACAAAUAGAUGGCAAUUUUUUUCCUUUUUUUUUUGUUAUUAGUUAUUCAACGAUGCUUUGCAUAAGACAGAUGAAAAGUUUUUUUUUUUGUAUCUUUCAAAUUAUUGCUGUAAGUAUUUGACUAGAUUUUAUUUUGCGAGAAAAACAAAAGGAAAAAUUAGAAAAACAAAUUAAAAUGAAAAUGCUAUUGAUAAGAUUAUAAGAAAAUCAGCAAAUAGUCUGAUGCUUUUUUAGCACCAGAGUUCAAAAGGCAGUUUAAUCAAUCGUGUCUUAUAUUCUGGAUACUCUGUACUGCAAAAUAAGUAUGUUGAACAAUUAUAACUAUGAAUAUAAAAUAUUAUUAUACAUUAAACAUUUAAUCUUAAAAAUAGGCACACAAGCCUAACAAAUGACGAUCUCAUUGUGAUUUUUAUUGUUCUCUGAUUCAUGAUGACAUCAUGAAUUAUGUACAAUAUUUUAACAUUCGAUGCAUCGAGUAUUGAUGGCAGUUUGAAAUCUCGUCAACCCCCAUAUUCUGUUUGACAAUUAAUUUUUUCAUUGAUUAAGAAAAUAAGUUUUCUUCUAAAAAAUCUUAAACAUUUGCUUAUUAAAUAAUUGAUUAUGAUAUUGUUAUAGACUUGACGUCCGUUGAUGUUAAUUGUAAGUCUAGAAUUUUAGAUGUUAGCGUAAUGUGUUACUCUAUGCAUUGGAUGCAAACAUUGUACAUACAUAGAGAUUUGAACAAAGUAAUGCCAUGAUAAGAGUUUUUAUCAUGUUAUUCAUGUUCUUUGGUAGAGUUUUUUCGGAGAAAUUCUUCCAUUUUUCAUGACUAUUUAGCUUUACUGAGCUCAUAUAGCCAAACGACAGCUGGUUUUAAUUCACUGCCAAUUUAUCCAUCGUUGUUUCUAUUGUACACAGAGUUUGCUAAUGAUAAAUAAAAUUCGUGUUGUUGAGAUUAUGUCGAAUAUAAAUUUUUUUUUAAGUAAUUAUAAUUAUAUUAUACUUAAGUGACCAGCUGUAUAAAUAAUAAAUUUAUUUUCAUGAUUUAAAAAAUAAACUUGUUCAACUAGAUUUGCAAUUAAUAUCAGUUCAACAUUGGUUUGAGAAUGAAAUUCUGUAUCGACUUAACUUUCAUCAGUAACAAUAGCUUUCAUAAAAUGCCCAAGACAAAAAAAUGAUCAAAAUUAAAUUCUGCCAUUUUCAUCCUUCGUCAACCGUGCUUAUCCGUAAUAAAGAAACUAUUCGAUUCUAUGAAAAAAGAGUAACAUAACAAGUAAUUCAAAUAUACGAAUUUGCAAAAACAAUACUUUUUGAGAAGCUUCGUGUUGUUACCAUAGGCAGCUUCUGAUCGAUGAUCGAGUUAUUAAUAAGAAGAAAAACAAAAUAAAAUAAAAGUAAAAUCAUAUUGUGCCUAGAUGUGUGGUUUACAUUAAAUCUAAAAAUAAUUGUGUAAUUAUAGAGCCAGUAUAACAUUACAUAGGUAUAUGUACACAUUAUAUAGUGUUCGUAGUGUUCAAAACAAAAAAAUCAAAUAAUAUUUGUCAUUUAAAAAAAAAAGAAGAAAAAUAAGCGUAACAAAUAUUAUUAACAACUUGUGAUUAGAAUAUGAAAAUAUUUGGAAUUGCAAAAAAAAAUAAAUAUUAAAUUUUCUAUUAUUAUAA
Athalia rosae (coleseed sawfly) is the source of this 3695-nucleotide messenger RNA. RefSeq lists its product as uncharacterized. The transcript has 4 exons. Lineage: Eukaryota; Metazoa; Arthropoda; Insecta; Hymenoptera; Athaliidae. The record is from RefSeq and is a predicted model, not a curated record. Bases 157 to 846 code for a protein of 229 amino acids.